UGCUGGUCGGGAGGGAUGCCCUCCUUAUCUUGGAUCUUGGAUUUGACGUUGUCGAUCGUGUCCGAAGACUCCACCUCGAGGGUGAUAGUCUUGCCCGUAAGGGUCUUCACGAAGCUGUUGCCACGCCGGGUUAUGUCAGUCAAUCAACUCAUUUCAUCCUUUUGCCACAUCUCGACCGGGUUCGCGCGGCGCAAUCGGUGCGCGCUCGGCAUUGAUUUUUGGCGAUUUCGAUGGGGAGAUGGGCCGUGGAAUGGAGCUUACAUCUGCACUAAUGUAUCGUCAGCAUGAAGCGAAAAUACGGCUACUUCGGGAGGGAUGUUGACUUACUCUUGGCGGCCUGUCGUGAGGAUUUGUGGUUGUUCUGUGAGAGAGAUCGGGG
Messenger RNA from Durotheca rogersii, 379 nucleotides. RefSeq lists its product as uncharacterized. NCBI's taxonomy places the organism in Eukaryota, Fungi, Ascomycota, Sordariomycetes, Xylariales, Xylariaceae. Bases 16 to 288 code for a protein of 90 amino acids. The record is from RefSeq and is a predicted model, not a curated record. The transcript has a single exon.